Messenger RNA from Parastagonospora nodorum SN15, 612 nucleotides. RefSeq lists its product as hypothetical. The transcript is spliced from 3 exons. Gene Ontology annotation, biological process: transcription by RNA polymerase II. The coding region runs from base 1 to 612 and encodes 203 amino acids. NCBI's taxonomy places the organism in Eukaryota, Fungi, Ascomycota, Dothideomycetes, Pleosporales, Phaeosphaeriaceae. The record is from RefSeq and is a predicted model, not a curated record. Gene Ontology annotation, cellular component: RNA polymerase II, core complex. Gene Ontology annotation, molecular function: protein dimerization activity.
AUGAACGCGCCUGACAGACGUCCGUCCAAGACGGCGUGGAAGGAUGGCGCAACUGCGCCCUGCUGGAGCCCCAAGAUCGGUGCACUCAUCGAGCACGACCCGAACUGUGGACUCCGCGACGCGACCAAGGACAACCGUUUUGUGUCGCAUAAAGCUGACCAUGACGCCGAAUGUAGAUUCGAGCUCUUCCUCCUCGACGACGGCCAGCAGAAGAUCGAGUACAAAGAGGAGACGCGUAAGUCCACCUACCACCCCGCCCUCCCCUCGGAUACUCAAGCUAAUCCCACAACCCUAGGCGUACCCAACACCGGCAUUUUCACCUUCAACAAAGAGGACCACACGCUCGGCAACCUCAUCUCCCAGCGCCUCCUCAAGUACCCAUACAUCACCUUCUCCGCCUACAAGGUCCCCCAUCCAUUGUUCGCGACCUUUGAGCUCCGUGUCUCGACCGACGGCAGCAUCACACCCAAGGACGCCAUCAUUGCGUGCUGCAGGCAAGUCGUCCAGGACCUCGAAGACCUGAAGCGCAGCUUCCAGACGGAGUGGCUCGGCAAGAAGAUUGUCAGCGAGGGCGAGCAGGAGCGCGUGGCCAGGGAGCAGAACAACUUCUAG